Molecule: messenger RNA, 3579 nt
Organism: Carlito syrichta (Philippine tarsier)
Lineage: Eukaryota; Metazoa; Chordata; Mammalia; Primates; Tarsiidae
Gene: PLCH2
Product: phospholipase C eta 2
Exons: 21
Coding region: 1-3579 (1192 amino acids)
Biological process (GO): phosphatidylinositol-mediated signaling; lipid metabolic process
Molecular function (GO): phosphatidylinositol-4,5-bisphosphate phospholipase C activity; calcium ion binding
Source: RefSeq, a predicted model, not a curated record
AUGCCUGAUCCCUGGCCAUCCACCACCAGCCGGACCAAGGGGACGGUGGCCUGCCUGGUGGAGGUGCUCCUCUGGAUUGGAGGCAGCGUGGCAUUGUCUUCGAGGUGGUCGUUAGGCCCACUGGUGGAGCGGUGCAUGAGUGCCAUGCAGGAGGGUACACAGAUGGUGAAGCUCCGUGGCAGCUCCAAGGGCCUGGUGCGCUUCUACUACCUGGACGAGCAUCGCUCCUGCAUCCGCUGGCGGCCCUCACGAAAGAGCGAGAAGGCCAAGAUGUCCUGCGUUGGCCCUAACUCGGCCCCAAAGUGGCUGAAGCAGACGUUCGACGAGGCGGACAAGAACGGGGAUGGCAGCCUGAGCAUUGGCGAGGUCCAGCAGCUUCUACACAAGCUGAAUGUGAACCUGCCCAGGCAGAGGGUCAAGCAGAUGUUCAGGGAGGCGGACACGGAUGAUCAGCAGGGGACGCUGGGCUUCGAGGAGUUCUGUGCCUUCUACAAGAUGAUGUCCACACGCCGAGACCUCUACCUACUCCUGCUCACCUACAGCGACCACAAGGACUACCUGGCUGCCGCCGACCUGCAGCGCUUUCUGGAGGUGGAGCAGAAGAUGGCAGAUGUGACCCUUGAGAGCUGCCAGAACAUCAUCGAGCAGUUUGAGCCAUGCCCAGAGAACAAGAGGAAGGGGCUGCUGGGCAUUGACGGCUUCACCAACUAUACCCGGAGCCCUGCUGGGGACAUCUUCAACCCUGAGCAUCACCAUGUGCACCAGGACAUGACGCGGCCGCUGAGUCACUACUUCAUCACCUCAUCCCACAACACCUACCUCAUGGGCGACCAGCUCAUGUCCCAGUCGCGUGUGGACAUGUACGCCUGGGUCCUGCAGGCCGGCUGCCGCUGUGUGGAGGUGGACUGCUGGGACGGGCCUGACGGGGAGCCCAUUGUGCACCAUGGCUACACCCUGACCUCCAAGAUCCUCUUCAAAGAUGUCAUCGAAACCAUCAACAAAUAUGCCUUCGUCAAGAACGAGUACCCUGUGAUCCUGUCCAUCGAGAACCACUGUAGUGUCAUCCAGCAGAAGAAAAUGGCCCAGUAUCUGAUGGAUAUCCUUGGGGACAAGCUGGACCUGUCAUCUGUGAGCAGUGAGGAUGCCACCACACUCCCCUCUCCACAGAUGCUCAAGGGCAAGAUCCUUGUGAAGGGGAAGAAGCUUCCGGCCACCAUCAGCGAGGAUGCAGAGGAGGGUGAGGUGUCCGACGAGGACAGCGCAGAUGAGAUUGAUGACGACUGCAAACUCCUCAAUGGAGAUGCCUCCACCAACCGGAAGCGUGUGGAAAACAUUGCUAAGAGGAAGUUGGACUGCCUCAUCAAAGAGUCGAAGAUCAGGGAUUGCGAAGACCCCAAUGGCUUCUCCGUCACCACGCUGCCAUCAGGGACACCUGCACGCAAGACCAAGGCCGAGGACGACGUGGAGUCUGUUGAGGACGCCGGGGCCAGCAGACGCAACAGCCGGCUUCUCAAGGGCAGCUUGUCCAGGCGCAAGAAAAAGAGCAGCAAGCUGAAGAAGGUGACCAGCGCGGAGGAGGGGGAUGAGGACCUGGAUUCCCCGGGAGGCCCUAGCCGAGGGACAACCCGGCAGAAGAAGACCAUGAAACUGUCCCGGGCCCUCUCAGACCUGGUGAAAUACACCAAGUCUGUGGGCAGCCACGAUGUGGAGACGGAGGUGGUGUCCAGCUGGCAGGUGUCGUCCUUCAGCGAGACCAAGGCCCACCAGAUCCUGCAGCAGAAGCCCACCCAGUACCUGCGCUUCAACCAGAGCCAGCUCUCACGCAUCUACCCCUCCUCCUACCGCGUGGACUCCAGCAACUACAACCCGCAGCCCUUCUGGAACGCGGGCUGCCAGAUGGUCGCCUUGAACUACCAGUCGGAAGGGCGGAUGCUGCAGCUGAACCGGGCCAAGUUCAGCGCCAACGGCCACUGUGGCUACGUGCUCAAGCCCCCAUGCAUGUGCCAGGGUGUCUUCAACCCCAACUCCGAGGACCCCCUGCCCGGGCGGCUCAAGAAGCAGCUGGUGCUGAGGAUCAUCAGCGGACAGCAGCUCCCCAAGCCCCGGGACUCCGUGCUAGGCGACCGCGGGGAGAUCAUCGACCCCUUCGUGGAGGUGGAGAUCAUUGGGCUGCCCGUGGACUGCAGCAAGGAACAGACCCGCGUGGUGGACGACAACGGUCGGCGUGGCGAGCGGGAGCCUGAGCCCCUGUGGGCAGGGCUUCAGGAGAGCCAGUCAGCUGUGGGUCCCGGGGGCUCACAAGAGCAGAGCAGGGCAAGGAAGCGCCGGAAAAGCCUGUCUGGGGGAGUUCAGGAAGGCUUCCCGGAAGAAGUGGUCAAGCAGGCUCUGGGCCUAAAAGGCCUCUUCCUCCGAGGCCCAAAGCCUGGCUCACUGGACAGUCAUGCUGCUGGGCGGGCCCCACCCCGGCCUUCCGUUAGCCAGCGGCUGCUGCGGCGCACGGCCAGUGCCCCGACCAAGAGCCAGAAGCUGGGCUGCAAGGGCUUCCCGGAGCUGGUCCUGGGCUCACAGGACGCGGGCUCUGAGGGGGCAGCCGACGACGUGGCGCCCCCCAGCCCCGGCCCCGCUCCGGAGGCCCUGGCCCACGAAGGCACUGGUGGCAGCAGCCCCCGAGAAGCCCACCCCUUCUCGGCGCAGCGGCCCACCUCCCCCCUCUUUAGCCUGGAGACCAUCGCCGAGGAGCCAGCCCCAGGUCCCGGGCCCCCACCACCGGAGGCCGUCCCUGCCAGGCCCUCCCGGGCAGGGCCCCUGUGCUCUCCAGGACCCGGAGCUAAUGUGGCGUGUCCCCCAGGGGACCCUGAGGAGCCCCAGAAGCGGGCGGUGGCUGUGCCACGGAGGCCGUGCCACAGCCAGGCCCCUGGCAGCCAGGUGGACAGCAGGAGCCAGCCCUGGGUCCUGGGCCACCUGCCUGCGAUCCAGAGGACCAAGAAUGAGGGGCAGGUGCCCACAGAGCCCCUGGGCAGAUGCAGGCUCUUAGCUGGGCCCACCCUCAUUCCGGCAGUGUCCUCAGACGCCACGGGCAGCGACCGGCUGAGGCAGCGGCUGGAGCCAGGCAGCCACUGGGGCAGCAUGUCAUCACCCUCCAGCAUGUCGUCCAGCGACACCGUCAUCGACCUCUUCUUGCCCAGCUUGGCCCUGGGCCUGGGCCAUGAGAGCCUGGCCGGGGGCCCGGUGGCACGCCCGUCCCCAAGGCCCUGCCCAGCCCUGCAGCCUGUGGCCAAGAGCAAGUCCAAUCCCAACCUGCGGGCCGAGGCCCAACUGCCUCCCCAGCCCGAAGAGCUGCGGGCCCGGCCGCUGGUGUCCAGGCCACCUGGCCUCCAUUCCCGGCCACGCUGGGGCCUCCUCUCCCUGGUGGGUCCGCAGGACUGCCCCGUGGCUGCCAAGUCCAAGAGCCUGGGGGAUUUGAUGGCCGACGACUUCGGCCCCAGUUUUGAGGGUGGCAGUCGCCGGUGCUGUGUUGCAGAUGGGGCUAGUUCUAGAGCCCCGCCCCUGCUCCCCUGGCCUGCAGGACGUGUCCCCUAA